UUAAUUGUCAAAUAGAUGCCUUUAUGUCCUAUGUAGUGCCCUUAGUCGAGGACAUGUGCAGUGAUUUAGGAUUGAACCCAUGUUAUAUGUGCAGGUUUAGUGUGUAAUGUACCAUCCGCUCCAGCAGGCGGCACCGGAGAGCGGUUUGUGUUUAAUGACACUGAGACCUUCAGAACCAAAACACAAAGCCACACGGAAGGAAGGAGACUCUGGUCUGAUCAUGCAGCUGAAGGGGAGAACCUCGGGGUCAUGAGCCGCCACACUUCACCUGCAGGAGCGGAGUGUGUGUCUGCCGGCGCUGUGAUGAGGGAGUGGUGGCAGCGUGUGGUGCUGCUGUUGUGCGUUCCUCUUCUCGCCGUCUACCUGCACAUCCCGCAGCCUCCGCUUUCACACGCGCUGCACACCUGGCACUCCUCCGGGCGCUUCUUCAGCUUCCGAGGAAACGAGAUCUUUUACAGAGAGUCGCUGGGCGCUGUAGGGAGCUCUGAUGUGGUGCUGCUGCUUCAUGGGUUUCCCACCUCGAGCUACGACUGGCACAAGAUUUGGGAGCCUCUGAGUCAGCGGUUUAACAGAGUCAUUGCACUCGACUUCCUCGGCUUCGGCUUCUCUGACAAACCUAGGCCGCACCGGUAUUCGGUGUUCGAGCAGGCCGGUGUAGUGGAGGCUUUAAUCUGGCACCUGGGCCUGGCUGAGCAGAAGAUCAACCUGCUGUCACAUGACUAUGGAGACACUGUAGCACUCGAGCUCCUCUACAGGAGUGACAACAAUCGAACUGGACACGUGGCCAUAAGCAGUCUCUGCCUUUCAAACGGAGGUAUAUUCCCCGAGACGCAUUACCCGAGGUUUCUUCAAAAGGUCCUGAAGGAUUCUGGUUUCAUCUCCCCUCUGAUUACCAGACUUAUAAACUUCUACCUCUUCUCGAAAGGGAUCGGAGACGUCUUCGGUCCGUACACGCAGCCGACCGAAGCCGAGCUCUGGGACAUGUGGACAGGAAUCCGCUUUAACGACGGAAACUUGGUCAUGGACAGCAUCCUGCAGUAUAUUAAUCAGAGACUGAAGCACAGAGAGAGAUGGGUUGGAGCGCUCACCUCUACAUUAACCCCAUUGCACAUGAUCUACGGACCGCUCGAUCCGGUGAAUCCGUCCCCCCAGUUUAUUCAUCUCUACCAAAAACUAGUUCCAAGGUCGACUAUAACGGUUCUGGAUGAGCACAUCAGCCAUUACCCACAGCUCGAAGAUCCCAUGGGCUUCGCAAACGCCUACCUCAACUUCAUCAACUCUUUCUGAACAGCGCACGCUGCCGUCACGCGCUGCACCGCUGGACACGAGGCGAAGCGAAAUCACGGCCCGGGGUCGUCAUCGCAGAGUAAUGGUAUUAUGAGCUAUGAAGAAAGAGAACUCAACAAUUGCUCAGAUCAUCUAUAGAUUUCUUUUUUCAGUAUUACUGAUCUGCAGGUUUUAAAAUCAGGAUUCGAAACUAUGAUAUGGGCACUGAACACAUUCACGAGUCCUAAAAUAAUUCUACAGCAGUGGGCUUAAACGUCUUAGUGGAAAUUCUUAUUAAUUAGGAAAGAUAUAGGUUUGAUAUCUUUAUGGUGACUAAACUAAACAAUCGUGAUGUUUCAGAUUAUAAACCGGUUCGAACCAGAUUUUUUUCUCUCUCCCAGUUUAUCGCCAUUGUAGGCAGGCGUGCAAAAAAUCGAACUCUCAUUAACGUAGCGAAAUCUUUCCAGACAGAAACGAUCAGGGUAGAUAAUGAUAAAUGUGGGUCAGUAUAUUACACGUCUGUCUCAUUAAGAACAGGUAGGAUGUUUGAAAACAGAGCUAAUCCAUCCAUUCUGCACGUAUCUAAAUCUCAAACAUGAUCGUCCUUCGAUGAGAGAAAACACAGAGGAGGUGUUUGAGACCGUCAUCUGGACAAACUAAACGCGGUGUUCCCGUUUCUAUGCUGACAUUUCGCCACGCUGCAUGGCUUUAAGGUUAUACAAGCUAGCUGUGAAUACUGUGACAUGCAAAUCAUUAGCUGCUCCUCCGUCGGAACUGGCGAGUCGCAUCUUCGCUGGUUUAAUUGGUGCCACAGUGCCAAGGCUUCAAAUCCAAGCAGUGUGCGUAGGUCAAGCGUCUCUGCUCUCUCUAAUCAUCACACUCUGAAAAGACCAUCAGUAUCUGAACUGUUUUAUUAAAUAAAUGUUUCUUUGACUUUUGACAAGGACGCUUUUUGUCUUAGAUAAGAGGUUCCCAUCACUAGUACUGGAAAGCCGACUGUCCUUCCUGAGUUGUAGUGGGUGUGCUAGGGCAGGGGAUAACGCUCAAAUGUGCAGGACAGGGGGUAUUAUUCCAGGACCAGAGCUGGGAACCUGUGUCUUGGAUCAAGUAGAACCACCCUCAUGCCAUUUAAGGAAAAUACUUUUUUUUUUUUUUUUUUCAAACAAAUCCUGACUCACACCAGCUUUAAGAUGUAUGCAACUUGAAUAUUUCUGAAAGCGUAUUUGUAACGAAUCAAUAAGAAAAAGACGCAUUAGACAAGCAGAGGUAAUAAAACAACAAAAAAUGCGCA
Messenger RNA from Ictalurus furcatus (blue catfish), 2557 nucleotides. RefSeq names its product mesoderm specific transcript (gene mest). The transcript has 12 exons. Bases 250 to 1287 code for a protein of 345 amino acids. Lineage: Eukaryota; Metazoa; Chordata; Actinopteri; Siluriformes; Ictaluridae. Gene Ontology annotation, molecular function: catalytic activity. The record is from RefSeq and is a predicted model, not a curated record.